This is a messenger RNA of Magnolia sinica, 1163 nucleotides long. RefSeq lists its product as uncharacterized. The record is from RefSeq and is a predicted model, not a curated record. The transcript has a single exon. Gene Ontology annotation, cellular component: ribosome. The coding region runs from base 526 to 1071 and encodes 181 amino acids. Gene Ontology annotation, biological process: translation. NCBI's taxonomy places the organism in Eukaryota, Viridiplantae, Streptophyta, Magnoliopsida, Magnoliales, Magnoliaceae. Gene Ontology annotation, molecular function: structural constituent of ribosome; 5S rRNA binding.
CUGCAAAUCAAUGGGCCAACAUUUUCAAGUCCAAGGCAUGUUCCAGGAGCGGAUUAGUUGUUAACAUAUUAGUGGGUGUUACCCUGACCAUAUGGGGCCCACCUUGGUGAAUGUGUUAUAUAUCCGCUGUCUGUUUUUCCCUCUUUUGAGGACUUAUCCCAAAAUAUAAGUAAAUCCAAAUUUCAGGUGGACCAUACCACCGGAAAUGUGGCGAUUGACUAUUAAAAACUUAAUAUGGGUCGUAAAAGUUCUGGAUCAAGCUGAUCUUUGUAUUUUCCCUUCAUCCAGGUCUGUUUGACCUUAUCAACAGGUUGGAUGGCAAAUAAACAUUGACCUUACGUAAUUUUUAAUGGUGGGCAUUCAAUCAUCACUGUUUCCUGUGGUGUGGUCCACUUGAGAUUUGGAUCUACUUAAGUUUUGGGACCACAAACUAAAAAUGAUCUUGAGAAACAGAUGGACGGAGUGGAUAUAUAGCACAUUCAUCAAGGUCGGCCUCAUGGUCAGGGUCACACCCACUAACGUUUUAUGCGGGUAACCCCUAAUUCGCUCCCGUGUUCAGGUACACGAGCCCAACCAGUGCUCUCGACCUCAUCGCAUGAGAGGCAUCUCUUGAACUCCUCAUCCUCGAGCAAAUCAUUCAGGCAUUUCGUCAAACACUUACAUAGAGAACAAUACAGAGAGAGGUGUACCAUGAACCAGACGAAGCGAUACGUGCUGCGGCUUUUCAUGUCCCUGAAGUACAUAACAGCGAACGUGGUGGACCGCAAUAACGGACGCGUGGUUGUAUCUGCAUCGUCGGUGGAGCACGCCCUCAAGGACGCCCUGGAGUGCGGCCGCUCUUGCAAUGCCAAGGCUGCAGCUGCCGUUGGAGAGGUCCUUGCCAUGCGCCUCAAGGUAGAGGGCAUCGGCCAAAGAAGCGAUGGAGGGAGAGCAAUCCACGCUAACGUGCAGAAGGAGAUCGAAAAGAAGGGGUUCAAGAACCGCACCAAGGUGUGGGCCAUCAUCAACGCCCUCAAAUCCAAUGGCGUCAAUCUCAUCAUCGACGACACCGACUCUGAUCGUCCCCACUGAGAAACUAGAGAAGUAAAGAGAAAUGGAAUGAUACUGUUUUGUAUUGUAUUAUCAUCCUGUUUCUGUUCAUAUCAAAUCUCAAUUUACUGGAA